CGCAAAACGUCCCGAGGACUCUCGAGCCUAGAGCCCAGAGAACAACAGUGCACGAGGGAGUACUACAUGCAGUAUAUUUUCUAGACAGUCCCAGGAAGCUGUAAUUCAGUUCCAAAAGGUGAAGUCUGACAUCACCUACCAGGGAAUCUGCCUGACUUCAAGGAAGCAAACAGCACAGACGGUUCAAAAGCAAUCCAAAUUCAAGCAAUGAACUGUCGGAAAGAAGAGAAGGAGUCUUUGGGUUACAAUUCUAAUGUCUCUGCCCAUAAAGAAAACAAGAGAAAGCAUGUUAGACAUGGCAGGAACAGCAAGAAAUGCUCAUCUAGCCUCUGCCUUCAAAGCAAAGCUAGUGCCACUGGACGACUUGCUACUGGGGCCAGCAAUUGCCACAGUCCAAGGCGAGCUAUCACAGCAGGUAGUGUGGCAGAAGAGUGCAGCUACCAGCCACAGCCUGAAAGGGCAUUUUCAGCCAGAGCAGCAAACACUAUGCUGAAGGAAUUACUAGAGAGUCAACUAGCAAAUCAGCAGUAUGACCCCAAACUGGCACCAGGCCUGACAGUGCAGUUGGCAGACACAGUGAGACAAGAGAUACGAGAACUUCAUUUUUCAAGAUAUAAACUGGUAUGUUUUGUUGUGCUGGGGAUGGUACAGCAAGGUGAUUUAAUGUGCUGUAGUCGCAGCAUAUGGAGCAGUGCGUGUGACACUUUUGCAGAAUAUUGCUUUAGGAACAGUUCACUUUUUGCACUAUGUAUUGUCUAUGCAGUAUACUGUGAGUGAUAAAAAAAAAACGUAUCUCAUGUG
Messenger RNA from Protopterus annectens (West African lungfish), 801 nucleotides. Its product is annotated as dynein light chain Tctex-type 5-like. Lineage: Eukaryota; Metazoa; Chordata; Ceratodontiformes; Protopteridae. Bases 208 to 777 code for a protein of 189 amino acids. The transcript has 2 exons. The record is from RefSeq and is a predicted model, not a curated record. Gene Ontology annotation, cellular component: cytoplasm; cytoplasmic dynein complex. Gene Ontology annotation, molecular function: dynein intermediate chain binding. Gene Ontology annotation, biological process: microtubule-based movement.